Molecule: messenger RNA, 5663 nt
Organism: Alexandromys fortis (reed vole)
Lineage: Eukaryota; Metazoa; Chordata; Mammalia; Rodentia; Cricetidae
Gene: Esyt2
Product: extended synaptotagmin 2
Exons: 23
Coding region: 75-2675 (866 amino acids)
Biological process (GO): lipid transport
Cellular component (GO): extrinsic component of cytoplasmic side of plasma membrane; endoplasmic reticulum membrane
Molecular function (GO): calcium-dependent phospholipid binding; phosphatidylcholine binding; calcium ion binding
Source: RefSeq, a predicted model, not a curated record
GGGGUGGGGCGACCUGCCGUCCGUGGGAGUGCCGCCUUCGCCUCCGCAGGGAGGAGUGAGCUGCCCGGCUGGCGAUGAGCGGCUCGGGGGACGAGGGCCCGGAGGCCGGGGCUGGCCGGGCGGGGGGCCGCACUGAGCCCGAAGCCCCGGGCAGCGCGCUGAGCGUGGACUUGUCGGGGAUGCUGGGGCAGCUCGCGCGCAGCUUUGCGCUGCUGCUGCCGGUGUACGCCCUCGGCUACCUGGGGCUGAGCUUCAGCUGGGUGCUGCUGGCCCUCGGGCUUCUCGCCUGGUGCCGCCGGAGCCGCGGCCUCAAGGCCAGCCGCCUGUGCCGGGCGCUGGAGCUGUUGGAGGACGAGGAGCGAGCCGUGCGCCUGGGGGUGCGCGCCUGCGAUCUGCCUGCCUGGGUUCAUUUUCCAGACACUGAAAGAGCAGAGUGGCUAAAUAAGACGGUAAAGCACAUGUGGCCCUUUAUUUGUCAAUUUAUAGAGAAGCUCUUUCGAGAAACCAUAGAACCAGCUGUGCGGGGAGCAAAUGCCCACCUUAGUACCUUCAGCUUCACAAAAGUGGACGUGGGUCAGCAGCCCCUUAGAGUCAAUGGUGUGAAGGUUUAUACUGAAAAUGUAGACAAAAGACAAAUUAUUCUGGACCUUCAGAUUAGUUUUGUAGGGAAUUGUGAGAUUGAUUUGGAGAUUAAACGAUACUUCUGUAGAGCUGGUGUGAAAAGUAUUCAGAUUCAUGGGACCAUGCGGGUGAUCCUGGAGCCCCUGAUUGGAGACAUGCCUCUAGUUGGAGCUUUGUCCAUCUUCUUCCUUAGGAAACCACUUUUAGAGAUUAACUGGACAGGAUUGACUAAUCUCCUGGACAUCCCUGGACUGAAUGGUUUAUCUGAUACUAUCAUUCUGGAUAUAAUAUCAAACUAUCUGGUGCUUCCCAAUCGAAUCACUGUUCCUCUUGUCAGUGAAGUUCAAAUAGCGCAGUUGCGGUUUCCCAUACCAAAGGGUGUCCUAAGAAUUCAUUUUAUUGAAGCUCAGGAUCUUCAGGGGAAAGACACCUACCUUAAAGGCCUCGUCAAAGGAAAAUCAGACCCCUACGGAAUUAUCCGAGUGGGCAACCAAAUCUUCCAGAGUAAGAUUAUCAAAGAGAACCUUAAUCCAAAAUGGAAUGAGGUAUAUGAGGCUUUAGUCUAUGAACACCCUGGACAAGAAUUGGAGAUUGAACUCUUUGAUGAAGAUCCAGAUAAGGAUGACUUCUUAGGAAGUCUUAUGAUUGAUCUUAUUGAAGUUGAGAAGGAGCGCCUUUUAGAUGAAUGGUUCACUCUGGACGAGGUUCCCAAAGGAAAGCUGCAUUUGAAGUUAGAGUGGCUCACACUGAAGUCAGAUGCGGCAAACCUGGAUAAGGUGCUGGCAGACAUCAGAGCUGAUAAGGAUCAAGCCAAUGAUGGUCUUUCAUCUGCACUGCUGAUCUUAUAUUUGGAUUCUGCAAGGAACCUUCCGAAUAACCCAUUACACUUUAACCCCGGUGUUUUGAAGAAGUCUGCAGUUCAGAGAGCUUUAAAGUCAGGGAAGAAAAUAAACAGCAACCCAAAUCCUCUUGUCCAGAUGUCGGUCGGUCACAAGGCUCAAGAGAGUAAGAUUCGAUACAAAACGAGUGAGCCAGUGUGGGAGGAAAACUUCACUUUCUUCAUUCACAACCCCAAGCGCCAGGACCUUGAAGUUGAGGUCAAAGAUGAGCAGCAUCAGUGUUCUCUGGGGAGCCUGAGGAUCCCUCUCAGUCAGCUGCUUAUGAGUGACAACAUGACCAUAAACCAGCGGUUCCAGCUCAGCAACUCGGGUCCAAACAGCACCUUAAAAAUGAAGAUUGCCCUCCGGGUCCUCCAUCUUGAGAAGCAAGAAAGACCUCCAGACUACCAGCAUUCGGCUCAAGUGAAACGGCCCUCUGUCUCCAAAGAAGGGAGAAAAAUGCCUGUGAAAUCUCAGAAGUCUGUGUCUCCAAGCACUGGUGAUAGCAACACUGCUCCAUCAACACCAGUCCUGGGAGUCGAUGAUAAGCCUGUCAGGGAGGAGAAGCCUCAGCCCCCUGAGGCCAGCCCUCUAGGGCAGCGUGACCUAGGCAGGAGCUCCUCCAGCCUCUUGGCCUCUCCAAGCCACAUCUCAGCCAAGGAGCCCACCCCAAGCAUUGCCUCAGACAUAUCAUUGCCCAUUGCCACCCAGGAACUGAGGCAAAGGCUACGUCAACUUGAAAACGGGACAACACUGGGACAGUCUCCCCUGGGGCAGAUCCAGCUGACCAUCCGGCACAGCUCCCAGAGGAAUAAGCUCAUUGUGGUUGUGCACUCCUGCAGAAACCUCAUUGCCUUCUCAGAAGAUGGUUCUGAUCCAUAUGUCCGUAUGUAUUUAUUGCCAGACAAGAGGAGAUCAGGAAGAAGAAAAACACAUGUGUCAAAGAAGACACUAAACCCUGUGUUCGAUCAGAGCUUCGAUUUCAGUGUUUCACUGCCUGAGGUGCAAAGGAGAACACUGGACGUAGCAGUGAAGAACAGUGGUGGCUUCCUGUCCAAAGAUAAAGGGCUUCUUGGCAAAGUGCUGGUUGCUAUGGCAUCUGAAGAACUCGCCAAGGGCUGGACCCAGUGGUAUGACCUCACAGAAGAUGGAACAAGGCCUCAGGUGAUAACGUAGCCAUGCUGGACAUAGGCCUAUUUCUCAACGUGACGCACCACCUCAACAUGGAACUCAACUUCUUGCAGAUGUACCAAUGCUAUUUUUAUAAGUAUUGAGUUAUACAUACCUUAAUAAUUUUAUAAAACUGUUGGCGUUGUAAGAAACAUUUGGCCAAUAUUAUUGAUAAUCUUCCCAUUGAGUUCCCUCCAGUGUUUCACCAGGCACUGCAGAGUGCAGUGGUGUACAGCAGUGUGUUCCUGUGCUGUGUGGGGCUCUGUCGGCCACAGCUGCUGGAAAGCAGCCACCUGUAUUCCUGAUUUCUGCCUUGUCUUGCAUCCCAGAGGUGCACUACACCAUGUAAAUAGACUCUGUUUUUUUAUACUAUCUACAUGCUGGUUUGGAAGAAGAAGAAAAUGUAUCAAGGAAAUACAUAUUUUCUUCUAAAACUUAUUAGAUUCUGGGACAGAUAAUCAUUUUCAUCUUUACAGCAAAAAGUUCUCAUAGCUCUGUUGUAUGAUACGACUUUUUUAAGGGAAAAAUGGAAAGAUUAUUAAAUAUUGGAUAUUUAUGUCUAGCAUUAAUAAUAAAAGAAAGUGUUCAAAUUAUUAACAUUAUUGUAAAUAGGGAGAUAUAGUGAGAAAACAGUAAAUGACUUAUUUAAAAAGUUUUAUAACUGAGUAAGACAAUACCAAGACUAUUGUCAAAGCUCAGGAAUCACAGUAUAUUCAUCUGAAAUUUAUUACAUAAGAAAGAAAUGUGCACUGUUUAUAAUUGUUUGUUAUAACUGAUUCAUAAAAUAGUGCAGAGAUACACACAUGCCAGGUGUAGUACCUCAUACCUGUAAUAACAGGAUAUGGGAGGCCAAGGCAGGAAUACCAAGAGUUAGAGGAGCAGCCUGGGCUACACAGCAAGACCCUAUCUUGAAAAUAAGAAAUUCAUACUUUAUAUUUUGCUCAAAGCAUAGGAACUAACUGCCAAUAUUAGGAGAUAAGGUGUUGUCCACAUUGGAUGCAAGCCUGGUUUGUUUAUCCACAUCUCUAACCCUAUAAAAACAGGCCCAUUGUUAGUUUAAAGUGGUGAAACAGAUUGGGUGAGUUCAAGGGAUGUUGUGCUAAAGACUGGCACUGCACCUGCUCUUGCUGGGAGAACCUGGCUCUAUAUCCAUCAUACAGGAUGAACACCUCUGAAUGGAGCUUUCUGUACUUCCCCUGAUAAAGUACAUGACAAAGGGAGAGAUCCUGCCCAGUGCCAGCAACAGAAGCUGUCAGUCUUGCCAUUUUCUGGAUGUCCUCGGUUUGUGCCACGUCAGAUCAUAAUAUAGAGAUAGUAUUAUACAAUUUUUAAUUUAGAAUCUUUUUUUCCUUUUUAGAUUAUGAAAAGCAUGUUUUACAUAUGUAAGAGUCUCCUAGCACCCCUUGUAAGGUGAGGCUAUAUCACAGUAUUAUAAGCUAUGCAUGUCUGUAAACAAAGUACACAUAAAUGUAGGAAGACUUUUCAGUAUGCAUUUUAAGCUGUGGGAUGAACAGGGCUUCUCAGCUAUGAGAUCCUUUGAAACUAUGUACACUUAGAACAGGAAAAUACAGCUUUGUAAUCAAAAUUCGAAUAAUUCCUUUCACAUUCUUCCUGGAACUAAACAACUUAUGGGAAGCUUAUGUGACCAAACAUACCAAAGUGCCUAUGAUGAAUGCCGAGUGUUCUUUUACACUCUCCUCCUAUCUAGCAGAUGAAAGUGUGCCUCCGUUUGUAAUGUACCAUGGGUGCAUUUGUAACAGAGUCUGUGGCUUUUCACAGCACAUCCCAGGUAGUCACAGGGCCAGAGUAACCUCACUCUCUUGUCUGUUGACACCUUCCUUUGAAUCUUGUUAAUAAAUCUUUUUCUAUUAGUGUGCAGGAUUGGUUUUUGUGGGAGAAGGUUGAUGUGUAUGUCACAUGAACAUAUGUGCACAUAAAACAUUAAGGGUGGCAUUUAGUCACAGGAGAAAGACAGGUGGUAACUUAUUAAACUUGUUGCUUGGCCAUGCUAUUAGAUUUUUUAAAGACUUUUUAAUUACGUUCACUGAAGGGCUACUGUCAUUAUCUAUAGAGAUUUUCUUGAUGAAAUUUUACCAUGUCAGUGGUUUUUCACCAACAACCUAAACAUCUUGGUUUUGUGCCCAUAUGCUUAAUCUGUUCAGUGUGAUUUUAUUUAAUAUAAUACUUAACAACUAGGCAAAUUGAAUAUUAUUAAGGAUACAGUACUCUAAUAAGUAAAUGUAACACCUCAAUAUGAUGCCCUCUGCUGCAGUCACAAAAGCUGGCACCAACGAGUUCAGGUACAGUCUCCCCUCCUGCAUCAUCUGAAUCCUCUAGUAGCUGUCUCCACACUCUUUGGGAAGGAGAGAGAGAUUCUGGUAAUACCAGCCCACUUCCUGACUGCUGUCCUGUGUCCUGCCUGUGGGGAACUGAGUUCUCCUCAAGGCACGUUCCAGUGUCCUGAAGAUGGAAGACACUUGGGGUUCUCAGAAUAUGAACUUUUAGUUUUUAAUGACUUAUCUAGGAAAAAAGAACUUUAAGUUUUCUACUCUGAGCCAAACCAACGAGAGGAAAUUAGUGAUUUGAAGCGCAGCUCCACUAACUUAUUCACGUGGUGGCUUAUCCUGUGCCUUAAGUACCGAGGGAUUGUCAAGUUUAGAUGAAAACAGAAGCAGCCCUGAAACUCUGUUUGCCACCAUUUGUAUCCCGUGCUCUAGAUUUUCUCCACAGGUAGUCCCUAUGCACAGGUCAGGCCUUAAGAGAUUUUAGACUAUUUCAAAAUCCUCAGGCAGAUGCAGAGAGCAUGGGUGCUGGCUAUGUAUUCUCUGGUUGCUGCAAUGACUGGUCCCACCUGGAUUAUCCACUGUAGAGGAGAAACAUAGAGGGUUGGUUUUUGAUUUUGGUUUUUUAAUCAUAGAAUAUGCUUUUGCUUAAUUAAUUUUACAUAACAGCACAAGUAUUUAUUCAAUAAAACUUUUGUUAGCUCACUUGUAA